GGGCCGGUCGGCAAGCGAGAAGGUUAGGGUGUUGAAGCAGUCUCGGCCGCGCGCCCGUCACCCACGUGCUUCUUGUUUACAUCCGAUGUAGCGUUCCCGCGCAAAUUUUUAUUCUGUUCCUCCCAUCCGUCUAAGCUUUGUAAUGAGCGAUAUUAUUUUCCCUUCUUCAAGGAUACAAUACAUUAUGAGUUUGCCAUAUAUUACAUGAUAUAUUAAAAAAAAACAUUUAUAACAUUUCCUUAGAAAUUAAUGCACAAACUAUUUUAUGAAAAUCAAACCAUAAUUCAAACAUACUAUAGUGAAAAUCAAUAUGCAAACAUUCGUGGUUAUGAAAACAUAUAAACAUUAUCAGGCGCUAACCAAAACAUCGAAUAGAUAGCAAACCUUGUUAGAUGGCUCUACACCUGCUUGUCUGAGGCUGAACAAAUGAAACGGAUUCGUUCUGAAACUUACUAUAAGUCUCGAUAGACUCGUGGGACUAAGUUAGUGAUGGUGUUGGGGUAGUGAAUUUACUAAACCCAAAUUAUAACAAGUCUACUAUACGUCAGUUUAUCCACCAUCACUCAAUCCCACCAGUGAUAGAGCGUCAAGUUAGACAAUCAUCUUUGCUAUUUAUUCCACUAGUACAAGUCUCAUCCAGCCAAACCUGCUAGUACAAAUCUUCCUCAUUUCUACCAGACGUGAGCUCUGCCAGAACACGCGUCAACAAGGCGUGAGCUCUACCAGAACACGCGUCUACCAAGGCGUGAGCGCUACUGAGUGAGACAAGCAGUCGUGUACCCAACCAAUACAGGUCAACCAGUCAUCAAUCCUAUUAGAAUAAGAUUCAAUCUAACAUAAACCAUAACUAGGCCGUCAAAACCCCGUAACUACUCAGAGAAAAUCAACUAACAAAGCCACCAACUCCCAGCCAGUUUCUGCGACACUGCUUGCCUCUCACUGAUACUAAACACCACUGGUGUGGAAGAUGACACGAGUGGAUACCCCAGGCAGUCACAGAAGAGUUCUGGGGAAGACCCCCAGCGCCCACAUCAGGUUUUCUGUGAAAGCCUCCUGCGUCUGACCCCAGCAGCCUCCACAUCAGGUGUUCGUGGUCGUACUAUAACGUACUAUACUCCCUCUCGCGUACGUCCCCAACACCCACCUCACGUGCUUUGGGGAAUCUAUUCACACACAAAUCUCAGCUACUACGUCAAGUAUUCUGGGGAAGUCACAAGUAGACUGCUCGAGGACCCACGGUAGCAACACCCAGGCAAGAUGUGUGUACACUCACUGCUACUGCUUCUUACCAUAACGUCACUGGGUGUUGAUGGAGGCGUGCCGGAGGCCGGGCAGGAGGAGGGAGGAGUGGCGCCAGAGAUUGUAGAGGAGCCCUCAGAGGAGAUCGUCCGUCGAAACGAUCCCCUCACACUCUACUGCAAGGCUUCAGGAGCUCCCCAACCCAGGAUACUCUGGUACCGGACGGACUCCGAGGUGCCGCUGCGUGACCGGGACAGCCGCCUGCAGCUGCCUGACGGGUCACUCUUCUUCUACCGAGUGCGUGGACGGGACAGAGGGACCUACUACUGCGUCGCCCGCAGCCCCGCCGGCACCGCCACCUCCAGGAGGGUCAACGUCCAGAUGGCCUUCUUGAGGGAGACUUUCCGCAGGUCGCCCUCAAGCCUCGGAGUGAAGGAAGGGGAGACGGCGGUGUUCGAGUGUGACCCUCCCAAGGGCCACCCUACACCUGUGGUCACCUGGAGGCUCGAUAGACAGGCACUCGUCCUCCCCAGACACAGGUACCGACAGGAGGGCCCGACGCUGGUGGUAUCUCACGUCAUACCAUCGGACGAGGGAGAGUACCAGUGUGUGGUGACCAAUAUGGCUGGCCAGAGGACCUCCAAGCCGGCUCUUCUUACUGUCUUUGAGUCGGCGCGUGUGGGCGGCGUGGUCAAGAGCAUGGUAGGGGUGGCAGGUCACCCCGUAACCCUCCCCUGCUCCCCAACUGGUACUCCAGAACCACAGGUACUGUGGCGUCGGGCUGACGGGCUGAUGCCGGUGGGCAGGGCGUCAGUGGGUCGCGACUGGAGCCUCACCAUCAGCUCCGUCAGCACCAGUGAUCAGGGCAUAUACGUCUGUGAAGCAUCCAACUCCGCCGGGGCUCACUCGGCCAACACCACUCUCCUUGUUGUUGAGCGGCCGAGGGUGGAGGGUGGAGCCCGCCCACGCAUCGCUGUCAUCACGCCCACACACGUCAGGAAGAUCAACUGUCCAGUCACCGCCACGCCCACGCCCAUUGUCUUCUGGGCCAGGGAGACUCACGACCGCCAUGAGGCGCUGCGGGUAGUGGGCGGCCCCCACACUGGUGGCGAGGAGAGCCAGCAGGUGGCGCCAGAGGGACCGCAGGUGGUGGUGUACGACAGCACAGAUGGUGGUGGUGGUGGUGCAGGUGGAGUGAGGGUGGACUCUGAGCACAGUCUUCACGUCACCCCUCAUCAUGAGGGCCUGUGGGCUUGCAUUGCAGCUAAUGAGGUGGGCGGGCUACUGGUGCCAGUGCGGGUAGUGGGCGGGGGCGUGGCCCAUGGCACCGUGGGCGUGGGUGUGGUGGGUGUGGACGAGGUGGAGGCGCGGGCGUCUCUCCUCACGCCCACCUUGGAGCAAGGCUACCCCACUCACGCUUCUCCAACAGCCACCACCGUCACCUGGAGAUUGACGGGUCGAGCGACUCAGCGCCUGGAAGGCAUCUACAUCCUAGGGUGUGAGCGAGGCCGCGGCCUCGUCUCCCCCAGGGUCCAGCAGCAACUCCAGGCACUCGACAUCUCCAUCAACCACAACCAACAUCACAACCAUCACUUCAAGUGGCACUCUUCUCUUCUCCAGCAAACUACUGGCAGUUCCACCCCAUCCACUGUGGAUCAUCUUGGAGGAAGCCGAAGCUCGCGCGCAGACGUCGUCAGUAGAACCCAAACUGAGAACUCAACGGCGAUAAAGCAAAGGGAGAAGGAAGAGGAGGAAGAAGAAGAAGAGGAGGAGGAGGAGGAAGAGGUCGAGGAGAAAGAGGAGGCGUCAGAGAGAUUCUUCUUCAGGAACGCUAGUCCCAGAUGUUCUGAGCUGCGGGUGCUGGGCCACACCUCCUUCCCUGGCAGGCUCUCCUACCAGCUUCAGGGCCUCCGGCCGUAUACCUCCUACUGGCUCCUCCUUCUGCCACAUUACAAGGGCGUCCUCGGCGUGCCCUCCAACAUCCAGCCCUUCACUACCCCUCAGGAUGUUCCGUCCGGAUGGGCGGUGUUGUCCCGAUGGUGGGCGGCGCGGGCGGGGGCCGGACUCUACGCCCUCACCCUUCACUGGACUCACCCACCCCCUCACCUGCUUCAUGGAGUCCUUCAUAAGUACCUGGUCACAGUGAAGGAGAGUGACACGGGAGUGACCCACAACGUGACUGUGCUGGGUCACCUCACCUCACUCACGCUACCCAACGUGACCUCGUCUCGGGUCGAGGUCAUCUUGACGGCCUCCACCAUCAAGGGCCCAGGGCCUCCCUCCCCUCCUGCGAGACUUAACCUCCUCAGGACACACUUGAAGGACCCUGGCGUAGGAGUAGGAGUGGUGAGAUCGGCGUGGUUCCUGGUACUGGCUGGGGGUGCGGUGGCCAUGUUGGUUAUGGUAGUGGGCUGCACUCUGGCGGCCAGAUGGUGCACUACAGGCAUGCGGCACUCACUGUCCUCAGAAGUAACCAAAGGGAAGAAGGUGUGUGGUGUGGGGGGCCCGUGGGUGGACGUUGGGAGUCUCUGGGCCCCUGUGCCCUCCCACGACCUCAGCUCUGAUAAGUCUGACAGGAAGCUCCUUGCCUCGAACGGGUCCUCCUCGGCUGCUGGCUACGUCGAGGUGGAGGCUGUGGGCUCUCAGCUCAAGGAUGACGUUGGCUCCAAGGCCCGGCUGAGAGAUUCAUGGCGUCCAGGGUUCCUGUGCGCCACUCCUUCGUCCUCCCUGGGGUCUUCUCAGCGGAAUAAGCACCUCGUACAGCAGACUGAGUCUCUACCUGCACGGAGUGAGAAGGCACAGUCAAGCCCUGCUAGUGUGGUCCGUCGCCACACUGGCACCUGCUACACCACCUCCGCCGCCCGCACCAGCUCCUCCAGCUGGCGAGACUCUGACACAAGCACCUGGUACACCGGGGACUAUUGCAGCUGCUGCCGCGAUGAUGUCAACCUCCCGCCGGCGCAGGAGUCCUUUUCCGGCCCCUCUUCAGGCUGCUCCACCGUCCUCCACUUGAACUCUGCUCGAGGUGACCUCCAGGUCUACUCUCCCGCUGUGGAGUACCAGUACAGUGGCCUCAGCACCGAUGUGUACGAGGUGGUCAAUGCCUAUGAGGAAGCGUCUGUCCCAAAACAGUCUGUCAAGCAUCGUCCACGGCUUCCCUCCCGCCGAGAUCUCCAGCACCUCACACUUAACACAGAGUCCGCCACCGACCUCUCCAUCAGCUGCUACGACGACGACGACGACGACGAGGACGACGACAACGACAACGAUAUAACUCAGUCUUGCAGCGACACCGAGGCAUCGUUCUUCAUUCCCCACGAGAGAAAACGCCAAUCAAGUGGAGAAGGAAACGGUAAAGAAAAUGGUUCACUGAGCUACGAUAUCCAGAGAUCAACCUGUAGUGUGAUUCGCUCAAAUCACGUUCCAGAGGAGGACGACUACCAAAGAGAAAUUCAGAAACUUGUCAAGGAAGGACAAAGUCAGAGAGACGUACACAGCUUGUCAAAUACCUUAAAAUAUCCAGACCAAAACAUGGAGUUAUCUUCGACGUCCAACACCUCCACCUUCAACACAGCGGUAGCAGACGACUUGGAGACGUCUUCGACCAGAAGAGCAAGCUGCCGAUCCUCCAUUUCACAGGACAGCUUGGAGGAGCAGUUCGAGAGAACACUGAGCAUGAUCACACACGGGGGAUCAGUCAGUCUGGACUCUGACUACCCGACGACGUCCGUUUAUAACUAGGGUAACAAUAGUGGGAUGACAGAGGGGCUCUAGUGGGCUGCCAGAGGUACAAUACAUCAAAAGACUUAACAGUGUGAUGUUUAAAGACAGGAACAAUUGUGUGUGUUUACUCUCCACUGUCUAAUGCUGAAUGCUGUUAAAUAUUAUGCAAAAACUAUUAGAUCUUUAGUUUCUGUUAAAUACCAAGAAAAAUAAAGCCACUGGUAAGUGUCGUGCCUGACACUUCAGCUGAAAUGGCGAGUUUCCUGUCUGGAAAUUAUUAAUAUAAUUUUUUUUAAGUUUAUAUUAUUUCUCUGUGUAUAGAUAAAUUUGUUUAAAAAUAAGCUGAGCACUCGAACGUUCAUGAACAUUUACACAAGAGGAACUUUACCCAAAAAAUGCUGUAAUUUGUGAGUCAUUUGCAUAGUGUCACAACCUUCCCUAAUGUAUAUGGAACACUUCGCUACUUUACAUUUGGAAGAAAAGUUGCUCGAUCAGUGUUACCAUAAGAACUGCAAUAUAUGUGUUAGGUGGCUGGUAAGGGACAAUAAAAUAUCAGAAAGAUUAUCCUAAAACCAGGAGUCAGAUUCAUUCAUGAGCCCAUGUGUUGUUGUGGCCUUUACGCCGACCCCUCCGGCGUGUUUUGUGUGACUCAGUGACAGUCGUGACAUCUGCAGACAUGCCGAGCGACUCUCAUGGGUCUUCAGUAGCUACAAAGGCGAGAGAAAGUGAAGACGAACACUCUGGAAGACGGGGAAUAACCAUAUAAUCAGCCCCGAGAGGUCGAUGCGUCUUUAUGUGGCGUGCAAACAUAAACAGUGUAAACAGUGGGCUGUACUAAGCAACUCGGGUGGGAGAUUAUAAACAUUGACUUGCGUACUAUGCACAUUCGCAAUUGAAACGAAGCCUAUUAUUAUUAUUAUUUGAUAUUUACGUUAAUUACAUAUUCAAGAGCGACAUCCCACACAAGAAGCAUCUACAUCAUCUCACAAGAGUUGUAAUGCAGAAUCUUUUUUUCUCUUAUGUUGAAACCUAAUUUUUCGACAAGACACCAUAGGCCUGACUUGCGUAAUGUAAAAUUCAGAUGAACAUAAACAGACAAGAGUUCUGAUAACAAGUGCAGAAGUUUUAGGUAUAAUACGGUUUAGUUCAGUAAUAUCACCUGGAAAUGCUAAUUAAAACGUCACUAAUACAAUGACAUAUGAUGUAUUGUUUGUGAGCCAUUUUUUGGCUGUAUUAUCUGUUAGAUAUAUUGAGUCUGUAUUUGUGAACACAUUAAGGUUGUAUUUGUGAGACACAUUCAGACUUCACACAGACACCUCGCCAAAUUUGGUGAUGUGUCAAGUCAGAAAUAGCGCGAGAAGGGAAGACUUAGAUACGAUAUUAGGUAUUUAUUGAAAGCAAUACAGAGUUGUGAUUCCCAGUUAAAAGUUAUCAGUGCAGAAGGUGAUCGUGCCAAAGUAAGACUUGGCACUGGAUAUCGUUAUGUUGUUUCAAGUGCCAAUCGUGUUUCCUUCAUUUAAUGUUUCCAUAAAGUGUGUCAAAGUCGGCGUCCAUCAGUCUUUAUUUUAUUUUUAUACAAAUAGACAACAAUACCCCACAAAAAUAAAUUAUUCCUGGAUACCACUGAGGCGUUUGUGUGUAAGUGUCGAUCACGUGAAGGUGUGAAAAGCCUGGGGUGUGUGAAGUGUGGUUCAUUCCCCGCCCACCACUGGCCAGUCCGCCCACCACUGGCCAGUCUACUCAUCGCUGGCCAGUCUACUCAUCGCUGGCCAGUCUACUCAUCGCUGGCCAGUCCACCAGCUGGUUCACUUCCAGACCCACUUCGAUCCAUACCUCCCCCUCAUACCGCCUGGUCCAAUUCCAAUCUCGCUCUAUAACAUCGCCGAGACCUACACCAACUGUAACAAGAGCUGGUCUAGCUCCAGGACCCCGCCUCUACACCCUCUAACACCACCUGACUCUUCACCAGCUGACUGUAUCAGCAGCGGCUUCCGUUCCUCGCUCCACACCACCGCCAUCAACCUUAUGACAACUCUCACGUCGCCGGAAUAAGACUUUACCAAAUCAUUUAUCCUGUGUCGUAGACAUGUAGCAAUAGCCAUUUUGUAUCUGAAGCAAUAUUGUGGUGCAUGGCUGCUGUGGUGUUGUCUUCAGCCCAUGUUGAUGAGGUCUAACCAAUACCACCGAUUAUGUAUCAAACUUGUAUCAUACUAUCAUACUCAAAAUGCUCAAGGAAUCAUAUCAGAGGAAUGUACAACUUGUGACUAUAUUUUACUGCUGCACAUUUGUAUGUCGUAAUUCAAUACAUAUAUGUGUGUAUGAGUCAUUGUGUUUUAUGCCUGUAUCUAGAAUAUGUCGACACUUCCUGGUGAGGUGACGGUCACCAAAUUUACAUACUAAAUCCUGCUCACACAAUGGGCUACAGUAGCACAGGCCUAAAUCAUUAUUCCACCCAACUCACAAAAUGUACCAAAGUAGCCUAAGCCUAUAUCCCGUCAUUCCACCCUACCCACACGAUGUAUCAAAACAACACAGGCCUAAUGGUUGUUAUUUUUCUUAGCAUAGAGGAAAAUCAGC
Messenger RNA from Procambarus clarkii (red swamp crayfish), 7539 nucleotides. RefSeq names its product protein sax-3. Gene Ontology annotation, cellular component: axon; plasma membrane; neuronal cell body. Gene Ontology annotation, molecular function: protein binding; axon guidance receptor activity. Lineage: Eukaryota; Metazoa; Arthropoda; Malacostraca; Decapoda; Cambaridae. Gene Ontology annotation, biological process: synapse organization; homophilic cell-cell adhesion. The record is from RefSeq and is a predicted model, not a curated record.